UUUUUGUGGAUGACGUGACCAAUUGCGCGUUCUAGAAAUUAUUGGUACGAAAGCAAUACCUAAUUACAGUGGCUACAUUAAUUGUGCCCCUAAUCAAUAUCGCGGUCGAUACUCUCCAAUUCCAUACACUCAUCACUCAUGCCUCGACUCAACUUUCGUGCCCUACGUAGUCUUCACUCUCGUAUGGCGGCACAACAAAUACUCGAUAUGUUUGCUGAGAUUCCAGCUGAUACAACCAUCCCAAAUAAGUACUAUGGAGCUUACCUCGCGGUUCUUUGGAAAGCAUUUGGUGAACCAUAUACAGUCCAUCCAAUGUAUGAACUCCCAGAGUGUUACAAGGAUCCCAGCCUCCUUCCAGAGGGAAAGACUGCCAAAGACUUCUUCGUCACCUACGCCAUUACACUCAAAAACAACCCUCUCCUCUUCCUCGAAAUAAAACCUCCUGGUCAUCUCAAUGACCUCUCGGCUAGGUUCGCUGCAGACAAGCAGAUGAGGGAAAGAUUUCAUAGCCUUAGACCCAUAACCACGACAUCCAGACUCCACGGUAUCAGUGUCAUGGGACAGAGGCUUGCCUUCUAUUACAUGGACAAAUCCAAUGGCUGCGUGUUCCCCAAAUCAGGAGACGUUCCGAUCGAUUGGUGGAAGACGGACAUCACGACGAGAGCUGGACAACAAGAGUUAAAUAUGGUUGCACGGGAUGUUAGAAACAUGACAGAAGCUACAACGGCUCUAUGGCGUCUGGACCAUCCUGAUUAUGAUGGCACCUAGCAUGGUGUGUUCAAGACCAUGCGAAAAUUAGCUUCACUCUGAUCCACGUUCUGAUAGUAGGCAAAGAGAUUGGAGCACAUACUGGCCUGUAUUUUAAAUCGCCGUCGAGUCUUUGAUCACAGUAGUUGCAUAUAUUAUUAU
Suillus clintonianus is the source of this 909-nucleotide messenger RNA. RefSeq lists its product as uncharacterized. Lineage: Eukaryota; Fungi; Basidiomycota; Agaricomycetes; Boletales; Suillaceae. Bases 139 to 768 code for a protein of 209 amino acids. The transcript is spliced from 2 exons. The record is from RefSeq and is a predicted model, not a curated record.